UGUCAAUAUUCCUUACAGCCUCGAGUGCUGUCAGAAUUGUCAUCCAAGUUCUACACCCUCGUCCCUCAUGCCUUGGCCGCUCCGUCCCACCAGUCAUGUACAAAGACAGUAUGGUGCAGAGCAAGAAGGAAGACAUGUUUACUCUCAGUGACAUUGAGCUGACACAGAGCCUUCAGAAGGAUAUGGCCAACAAGGGCAUUCAUCCCUUAAUGGAGAAAUAUGAGAUGCUGGACUGUGUUCUUGAAUUAGUUAACAAGAAGGAACCAGAAUUCAAGAUCAUUCAAGAAUACAUAAGCUGCCCCGACUCCAGACAAGGACCGUUGUUGGAUUUGUGGCGAGUUGACGUGGGAAAGUGUCAGAUGCCUAAAAGAAGUGACAAAUUAUAG
Homarus americanus (American lobster) is the source of this 386-nucleotide messenger RNA. Its product is annotated as protein mono-ADP-ribosyltransferase PARP3-like. The transcript has 3 exons. Bases 96 to 386 code for a protein of 96 amino acids. NCBI's taxonomy places the organism in Eukaryota, Metazoa, Arthropoda, Malacostraca, Decapoda, Nephropidae. The record is from RefSeq and is a predicted model, not a curated record.